This is a messenger RNA of Thamnophis sirtalis, 2374 nucleotides long. It is a transcript of the gene LRP10, whose product is annotated as LDL receptor related protein 10. NCBI's taxonomy places the organism in Eukaryota, Metazoa, Chordata, Lepidosauria, Squamata, Natricidae. Gene Ontology annotation, molecular function: low-density lipoprotein particle receptor activity; protein binding. Gene Ontology annotation, cellular component: plasma membrane. The record is from RefSeq and is a predicted model, not a curated record.
ACAAAGUUGCCAAAGCCCGGAAGCUCCCGGAGAAAACAAAGUUUCUCAACAGCGGGGAGGGGGCCGCCCGGAGGAGGAGGAGAAAAAAACCCCCAAAACAACAGACCGGUGGAACCUCCAGCGCCCAGCGCAGCCGGCGGACUCCGAGAAGAUGGGCGAUUGAAAGGGAGAAGCGAGGGUGGGGGGGAUCGAACCGACCGACCGACCGAGCAACCAAACCCGGCCGAAGAUCAGCCUCCUCUCCUUUCCAAUCCGGAGGGCGAUGGGCGCCCGACAGCCCCUCCCAGCCAAAAGGAGGGGUGCCCCCUGCCUCAUUCUGCUGGGGCUCCUGCUGGGUGUCAUUCAGGCUGUGGAAAGUAAUUCCUCACGUACGUCUGUUUGCCCAGGUUAUCCCGAUGUCCGGAAAGAACCGCAAGGCCAAAUCCGUAGCCCUUCGGGCCGGGUGAUGACUUCCAGCAGCUGUUCCUGGGUGAUUGUGGGUGGCCCGGACGAUAUCAUCUACAUUGGGUUCCAGCACUUCUUCCUUUCCUGCGGGUCGGAAAUGCUGAUCAUCCGUGCGCCCAAUCAGCCGUCCAGGAAAUUGUGCGGGUACACAACGCCGGAACCGAUUCGCGUAAAGGGCGGCAACGUGACUCUGACGUACAGUUGGAAAUUCUGGGCGAGGAACCGAUUUCAGCUGAAAUACGAGCGAGAACCUAAAACACAGCCUGUUGUGUCCUGCAACCGCACCUUGGACGACUUUUACGGGGUGAUUUAUUCCCCGGCCUUCAUCUCGGACUCAUACCUGGGCGCUGCACAUUGCCAGUGGCUCCUGGAUACUCACGAUAGCCGUCCCCUCAUCCUCCGCUUCACGGUCCUUAACUUAGAUAUCGGGGACUCCCUCCGGGUGUACGACGGUGCGCCCGGCGCGCCACUCCGCCCUCACUUGCUGCGCAACUUGGAUUACACGAGCAACAACAAGAUUGUGUCGGUGGAUUCCCCAUCUAGCCGGGCGUGGGUGGUCUACCAGGCGGUGCCGGGAACAGAAGGACGGGGAUUCAACGCCACGUACCACGUGCAAGGAUUUUGUGUGCCAUGGGAUUUCCCCUGCGGAGGAGACAGCGGUGAGGGUGCCACAUGUUACAGCACCACCGAGCGCUGUGAUGGGAACUGGGAUUGUGCCAAUGGUGCCGACGAGGAUGGUUGCCACGGCUGCCCGCCCGGGCAGUAUGCCUGCGGAGGACGAGGCAUCGGAGGCGCCGUCUGCUACGGUCCCGCCGACCGUUGCAAUUACCAAACGUUUUGUGCGGAUGCCGCUGACGAACGCCGUUGUUACUCCUGCCAGCCCGGGAACUUCCGGUGCAGAGACGGCCGCUGUAUCUACGAGAGCUGGGUGUGCGACGGACAGGCGGAUUGUGUCGAUACCUCAGACGAGGCAGACUGUUCCUACAUCCUCCCCCGCAAGGUGGUGACGGCGGCUGUCAUUGGCAGUCUAGUGUGCGGUCUCCUUCUGGUCAUUGCGCUCGGUUGCACCUGCCGUUUGUAUGCGCUCCGGAGCCAUGAAUUUGGAGUCUUGGCACCUAUGUCACGGAUGGAGGCCCAGUUGGUUCAGCGCCAGGCUCCGCCAUCUUACGGGCAGCUGAUCGCUCGCGGAGUUAUUCCACCAGUAGAAGGGUUCCCGGUUGAACAUCCCAAUCAGAAUUCGGUCCUGGGGAAUUUGCGGUCUCUCCUGCAUAUCUUGCGACGAGACCCAGCUAGCCCUCCGGGGGCUGGCAGAGGGCGUCGUCCUCAUCAAAGCCGCUUUGUACGACGUCUGACGAGGCGCAUGCGCCGAAUGGGGCUACUGCGUCACCCGACCUCCCCUGCUUCAUCUUCUACUGGCGCCUCUAACUCAUCUUCCGCUCCCGCCGACCUCGCUGAGCCGUCUCGCGGGGACGGAGAUGCUUCAUUCCAGCUUCCAGAAAACCAACCGGCGCCUCUUCCCGUCAAGGUCCCACCGACUCCUGCAGAACCCACGCCAGAUCUUCACAUCCCGCGGCCUACUCCACGGUUUGCGGGGGUCAUGAGCAGCCUCCGUGUCCGGCUUUUCUCCUCCACGCCCACCUGUUCCGCGGAAUCUGGGGACAACCGGAACACCUCGCCAUCUCCCAACGAUGAAGACGAAGUGCUUCUAGUCCCUCUCACCGAUCCGCAACUUGACAACUUCGCGAACUGGAACGCCGACGACGAACCUCUUCUGACUUGAGAAAUUUGGCUGGAUGUGGCCUUGAGGAAAUUUUUCACCAGCGAACAGUGGGCAGUCAAGCUUAUUUUUCUUUCCCGCCAAUUCUUCCACGUUUACCCCCCAUCCUGUGUCAGAAAUGAGCAGAAACCUUGGAGAAAAAUCAAUUUUUUU